Vespula pensylvanica (western yellowjacket) is the source of this 1890-nucleotide messenger RNA. RefSeq names its product leucine-rich melanocyte differentiation-associated protein-like. The coding region runs from base 892 to 1587 and encodes 231 amino acids. Gene Ontology annotation, molecular function: protein binding. The record is from RefSeq and is a predicted model, not a curated record. NCBI's taxonomy places the organism in Eukaryota, Metazoa, Arthropoda, Insecta, Hymenoptera, Vespidae. The transcript is spliced from 4 exons.
GUGUGGAUUGCUGUAAUAUUUAAAAUGUCAAAUGAGUGUUACGACGUACAAAUUUCAACGAAUAGAUACUUUUCCUUGGCUACGUUUUAAGUUUUUUUUUCCAUCUAUUAAACUAAUUAAUAACGUGAAAAGGUUAUAUGCAAGCCCUUUCGAAUGAUUUUGCUAUAAUCGUUAAUUUAAAAAACACGUAACACCAAAUAAGUACGUAUAUGUAUUAAUUAUUUUUUUGUAGCUAUCGAUACGGUUGAAGUACUAUCAUCGAGAAAAUGAUCGAUAAUACGAUCACACCUGUGAAAUGUAAUCACUCUGAACCAUCUUAUACAGAGUAAAUUAAUGGUCACCUGUCUGUAUAGGUCGAACCAGUCUAUGAAAACGUUCGAAAAGAAGAUAAUGCAGGAAAACUCGGUAUGUAUAUUCGAUUAUUUAAUUCUUCUUAAUUUUUAAGCAUUUCUUAACAUUUGAUAUUGUAAUUUCUAUGACUAAUAGAAUUACAUAAUUCAUUCUAACCUCAAUACGUAAAAAUCCAUUUCAUGAGCGUCAUUUAAACAGAUAACGUACGUACUAACGUUCACUCGUAUUCACUCGUAUUGACCAUAUCUUAUCAUAUUCUUAGUCUCUUAUUUUUUAUUUCAUAUAGUAAAAUUCUCAUAAAAUCUUUUCUGAUGCGAAGAAACAUAAUGAUCAUUGCAAUUUCUUUAUGCGUCACAUUCUUUUAUAAAGCUUUACGUAUUCUAUUCUGUGGUCAGUAUUAUCUACAAAUGUUUGUUAUAGUUACAGUUGAAAUAGAAGUGAACAGUAUUAAUAGGUUGGAUUUAUGUAAUGAAUUAAAAUUACAAACAAACAGGAUCGGUGAUCGUGGUGGAAAAGGUUGAAAGAAUUAAAAGAUUAAACAUGACAUCUCUUGGAAAACUAAUAUUCAUAGAUAUUCACUGUAGGAAUCCAAGAAUUUCAUCUUCCACUGAUUUGCAAAAGGAUUAUGUUGAAUCUUUGUCCUUUGCAUUUCAAAAUCUAUUUUAUAUGCCGUUUGAUAUUAUCGAAAACUAUGGCAAUAUGAUAUAUACUUUAGAUAUUAGUCAUAAUAAAUUUUGUAGUUUACACUUUUUAUCAGAAUUUGAAAAUUUAACAUCUCUCAAUCUGGAUUAUAAUAAUAUAGAUGAAUUUACUGUCUUCCCAUACAUGCCAAAACUUCAACUAUUAUGGUUAAAUCAUAAUAAGAUCGAUCACUUAUAUCCAUUUAUUAAGAAUCUCUAUGAGAGUAUGCCUAACCUAAAAUAUUUGAGUCUUAUGGGAAAUAAGGCUGCGCCUAGUUAUCUUAAUGGUGGAACGUUUUAUGACUAUUUACAGUAUAGAUUGUUUAUUAUAUCCUGGUUUCCACGCCUUGUACAUUUGGAUGACAGGACAAUAACUCCUGAACAAUGUCAAGAAGCUAAAAGACUGUAUAAGAGGCCAUUCUUAGAAAGUUUAUCUGAGAAUACUCCAUUACCAGAAUGUUUCAAGUAUUUGCAUAAAAAGUUAGCAAAUAUGUUUUCAAAACCAAUCUUGCCUAAUAAAUUACAAGGCACAAGAGGAACAAAUGUUAUUAUUUGAAACAUUUAUAAAUGAAAUGAAAGUAUAAGAGCAAUCAGAGAAUAUAUUUUUUUUAAAGACAGAAUAAGUAUGUAAAAGUCUUAGAGAUUUUUUAAACAAUAUAUAACUGCCUUAAAAUUAUUAUUAUAUUACUUAAUAAAUUUACUGGAGGAUUUAGGAUUUUACAGUACAUUAUGUAUAUUACUAUUUAUGAUACAUUACAGAAUUAGAAUUUUGUAUGGUACAGAUAUAAUUUAUAUAUUAACAAAACCUAAUGUACUAAUAGUAAUAUCUUACAUUAUUAAAAUAUUUUGUUAUUUGUUA